This is a messenger RNA of Aspergillus campestris IBT 28561, 2247 nucleotides long. RefSeq lists its product as uncharacterized. The transcript is spliced from 2 exons. NCBI's taxonomy places the organism in Eukaryota, Fungi, Ascomycota, Eurotiomycetes, Eurotiales, Aspergillaceae. The record is from RefSeq and is a predicted model, not a curated record. The coding region runs from base 1 to 2247 and encodes 748 amino acids.
AUGCCCGAUCAAAUCCUCCUCGCCGAUCUCUCUACUAAAUCUGUGACGUUGACGCCUCUCCGCGCGACGGUGACGCGUGAUAUUCAUGCUUGUAUCAAGCCCAACCAAACAGACCUCACAAUCAUCGGCCUCGACCCCCGAGUCGACACAAACUCCAUCCGCAUCCAGGGCUCCGGCCCCGCCACAAUAACCGAUAUCCAGACGGGCGUGGUACCCCGCACCGAUGACUCCCCUGAUCUAUCAGACAGUGACAGCUCCUCGUCAUUAUCGUCGGAUGAGUCUGACAGCGACGAUAUCGAUGAGAAGGAGAGCGAGGCGUCGAGAAAGCUAGACGAGGAUAUCGUGCGUCUGGAGGCUAGUCUGGCCCGCGCGCGCGCCCUCAAGCGCGUUGGCCCCUCUGUUAUGAAUAUGCUGGAUGAGUAUGGGAAGCGGCUGGCGCCGGAGACUGCGGCGACGGAGCAGGUGGGGCGCUUUCUGGCGCUGUAUGAGGAGCAGUCGCUGUUGCAGGUGGAGAAGCAUUGUGAGGGGGAGGCAGCGGAGGGGAGGGCGGAGAGGGAGCUGAUGCGGCUGAGGGGGAAGAGGGAGAAGAUCCGGAAGAGGAUGCUGAAGGGGAGGAAGAGCGCUGCGAAGGAGAAGAAGAAGCGACGGGCGAGGAAGGAGAGUUUGAGGGCGCAGAGGGCAAGGCAGAGGGCGUUUCAGGCGGAGAAGAAACGCGCGUUUUGGACGGAUCGGGUGCGAAAGGUUGUUGUUUCGCUUGAUCGGCAUGUUGUGCCUUUGAGAUCGCGUGCCUCGUCGACGACGACUACGUCGACGACCGCGACUGCUACAGACAAGGCCGAUAAAGAUAUGGAGAUAUCGCUGCAGCUGAGCUAUGUGGUCGAUCUGGCGAAGUGGUCGCCGCGGUACGAGCUGAGUAUCGACACGCCAAAGUCGACUGCCCGGCUGACGUAUCGCGCGGAGUUUGUCAACGCCACUGCUGAGACGUGGAAGGAUGCCCACGUCACGCUGUCGACUUCACAGGCGGCAUUCUCCAGACCCGAUGAGCCUCUCCCCGCGCUCGUUCCCUGGCAGGUCAAGUUGCAGGAGGCAGCCGGUGAUGCGAGCAGCAACCACAAACACCCCUCGUGGGACCGUAUGCUGCGCAGCUCGGCAGAGGACCCGUUUAGUGUCAAAUCGGGAAACCCAUUCCAACCCUUGUUCAGCAUGGCCCGACAGGGGCAGCAGCAGAUGCUUGCCAGUCAAUCCCAGCAGCAACUCCAGCAACAGGCCCAGCAACAGGCCCGGCAACAGGCCCAGCAAAAGGCCCAGCAACAGGUGUCUGGGGCGUUAUUUUCGUGCACCCCCCAGGCAGCCCCGCAAGGACCAACCGGGGGGGGCUUGUUCGGGAUGAGCAGCGGAGCCUCCGGUUCUCCAGCUUCUCGUGCAGCUCCUCCUCCACCUACUGCUGGGGCUGCAGCUCCCCCAGCAAACACGAUACCAUCUCCAACCGCACAAUCCUUAACAGACCCGAACAUCCUAGACGACGACAACCCCACCACCCUAGACCACCAAGACAGCAUCAAGAACGAAAUCGGUCUAACAACAACGUACGACCUCCCCGGCCGACGCACGCUCGCACCAAGCACCAUACCCCGCCGCCACGUCCUCGCCGACCUAGAGCUCAAAAACGUGCAGCUCUCGCACCUCGUCGUGCCCAAGCACCGCGCCGCGGCGUUCCUGCGCGCGCGCAUCCAAAACACCAGCGCCGUGACGCUGCUGCGCGGCCCCGUCGGUAUGGCUGUUGAUGCGACCUUUAUCGGAACGUCCAGCGUCCCGCCUACCACGCCGGGGGAGUACUUUGGCGUGUCGAUGGGGAUUGACCCCGACGUUGUGGUGCGGUACUCCCCGCCGAAGGUAAAGCGGCUGGGUGCCUCGUCGGUGUUCUUCGCGAAGGAUGAGAUGGCACUGUUUACGCGUGUCUGUGUGCUGAAGAAUGCGAAGCCCACAGCUGUGGAGGUUACUCUGCUGGAGCAGGUGCCGGUUAGUGAGGACGAGAGGCUCAAGGUACGGGUAGUGAAGCCGUCGGGGCUGGAGAAGGAGGGGGAUAAGACGACGGUGGAGAUGGAUGCUUCGUCUGGGAGUGGGGGCGUGUCAUUGGGGAAGAAUGGCGAGGUGCGGUUCGUGGUGAAGCUGCGGCCGGGGAAGGAGGUCAAGUUGAUGUUGGAGUAUGAGGCGAGUGCACCUAGUGGGAGCGAGGUGGGGAGCUGA